Pyrenophora tritici-repentis Pt-1C-BFP is the source of this 1320-nucleotide messenger RNA. Its product is annotated as DUF1479 domain protein. Lineage: Eukaryota; Fungi; Ascomycota; Dothideomycetes; Pleosporales; Pleosporaceae. The record is from RefSeq and is a predicted model, not a curated record.
AUGGCUUGGCUGGAGAUUUUGUCGGAACUACACCAGGGCCUCGUAACACAACAGCACCAAGUACGGGAAUCAUGGGAACGCCUCCUCCGAAGCCUGCAAGAAGAGAUACCGCUUAUCGUCGAGCUCGGUAGCAAGGUUAUCCCAGAUAUCGAUUUCAAGGACAUUGACAAUGCGCCCGAAGCCUUUAGCAGUGAAUUACGGAAGAGAGGCGUAGCGGUUGUGAGGGGUGUAGUAUCAGAGAAAGAAGCGCUGCAGUGGAAAGAGGACUUGAGAGAGUACAUCCGCCAGAAUCCUCACACCAAGGCAUACCCCACCGACAACCCCCAAGUCUUUGAACUCUACUGGUCGCGCAGCCAGCUUCUUGCACGCGGCCAUCCGAACCUCCUCAAGACACACCGUUUUCUCAUGUCAUACUGGCACAGCGCAAACCCCCAUGUCCCCCUCUCCACAAAACACCCCAUAAGCUACGCCGACCGCCUCCGCAUGCGUCAACCCGGCGACGCCAAAUUCGCACUAGGACCACACGUCGACGGCGGCAGCGUAGAACGCUGGGAGGAAGAAGGCUACGGGCUCGGAAAAGUCUUCGACGCAAUCUGGCGCGGGAAAUGGGAGUCGUUCGACCCCUGGGAAGCGACAUGUCGUCUCCCCGUCAACGCCGACCUGCACCAAGGCGUCGGCGCCUGCAACGCUUUCCGCAUGUUCCAAGGCUGGCUCUCCCUCUCCACCACAGGCCCACACGAGGGAACCCUCCUCGUCAACCCGCUCCUCGCAAAAGCAACAGCUUACUACCUCCUCCGUCCUUUCUUCUCCCCUAAACGCGGUGUCACACAGCCCAACGCGCAAAUAGCCUCGGAAGCGGACGCUACAGCACACACGUCGUCUUUCCUAGACCCAGAUAACUGGAUACUAGAUUCACCGCAAACCUCCUGGAUGCACGGCGCUACACCAGGCCACGGCCAGGAACUCUCUCACCUCCUCCACCCGCACCUCCGUCUUCAGGAAAGUAUGAUUCAUAUUCCCACUGUUCGACCAGGCGAUUACGUCGCCUGGCACUGCGAUACCAUACACGCGGUUGACAAGACACAUGCUGGCUCCGCUGACUCGACCGUCUUGUAUAUCCCCGCUUGUCCCAUGACGGAAGAUAAUGCGAAUUUUCUUGUGAGGCAGCGCGGGUGUUUUGUUGAGGGUACACCCAGCCCGGACUUUGGCGGCGGCGUGGGUGAGAAGGGACACGUGGGGCGGACGCAUUGCAGUUCUGGUAACCCUCCUUACAACAACAACAACAACAACAACGACAACAACCUCAGCGUCAUCCCGUAA